Messenger RNA from Filobasidium floriforme, 4178 nucleotides. Its product is annotated as fungal-specific transcription factor domain-containing protein. The transcript is spliced from 14 exons. Gene Ontology annotation, molecular function: transcription cis-regulatory region binding; DNA-binding transcription factor activity, RNA polymerase II-specific; zinc ion binding. Gene Ontology annotation, cellular component: nucleus. The coding region runs from base 312 to 4112 and encodes 1266 amino acids. The record is from RefSeq and is a predicted model, not a curated record. Gene Ontology annotation, biological process: regulation of DNA-templated transcription; DNA-templated transcription. NCBI's taxonomy places the organism in Eukaryota, Fungi, Basidiomycota, Tremellomycetes, Filobasidiales, Filobasidiaceae.
CUGUUCACCAGUACAGUCGCCGUAGGUGGUUAGUUUGAGACUCAGCCCCAUCUUCUAGGAGCCAAGGGGAAGGAACGCAUUCGUCGUCGUUCGUUUAUCGUCGUAGCUCGCCGGUCGCCGCCUCCCGGAAAAACGUCCCGAAGCCCGGACGUCGUCCAUCUCGAUUGACCUCGCUGCUCGCUGCUCGUGUGCUUGUCAUCCAUCAUCACCCAAGCACCAAGCCCACGUGAAGGCAUAGCGACCGGGCCCGCUACAGCUACAGACCAUCGAACUGCUCGAGUUGCAAAGUUGUUGUACUCCGCAACGGAAGGAUGCCACCCACCUCUUCGACUUCAUCAGCCGGUCCAGGGCCGAGGCUGCCUUCGAUCAAGACCUCAUCUCCACCAACAACACCGACUUCGACGACCCAGCACAACUCGACAGGUCGACCACGCCUUCCUACGUCUUCUACUCGCUCCUCACACCCUAUGAUGUCGUACUACGUGCCACCCCCUACCUCGUCCAUCCACAACAACCAUAACCUACCGUCUUCUUCAUCAUCGUCACCGAUCUCGGGAUAUUCUGGUGGGAACCUUCACAGUCACAACCAUCACGGACACGGGAUGGGAGCUGGACACAUGUCCCCGAGUGGACAUCUAGGAGGACUUGGGACGAUGGGUGGUGGGAUUGGAGGAGGUUACGGGACGAGCACGUCCGGAUUCACGAUCCCUACAAGUAACAGCCGGCCGACGAGUCCGACCGCGUAUGAUAUGGACAGAGACGGACAGGAUGACACGAGGUUCGGGUCUGUAGGGGGACCGUGGGGAUCAGCGAUGAACGGCAACGGUCUCAAUGGAUCGUCGUCUUCUUCUUCCUCGUCAUUACACCUGAAUCAAAAGGGCCAUCCGCUUGCUUUGCAUUCGAAUUCCACUUCGAACGCAAAUUCAAAUAGAGAGCCGCCGAACAAGAAACGAAGGCUGUCAAGCUCCAAUCCAUCAGGCUCGGGAUCUGGAUCGACAUAUCACCUUCCCCCUCCUGCAUCUUCCGUGUCUCACACUCAGCCGAGUCAUACGGGAUCCAACUUCUUGGCUGGCCUUCGAGGUGCUUCGGACCUCCCAGCACCCACAUCAAUCUCCAAUCAUAGUAACCAUGCCAACAGCCAACAACAGAUGGAUGAGGAUGAUGACGAGGAUGGCGAUUCGGGGGAUGAUUCGGAUAUGGGCGACGAUGAUGGCCGCGGAGGGUCCGCCAACCCCAGUGGUGGAGGCAACGGGAGCGCGAGUGGGAGAGGAGGUGGGAAGGGAGGAGAAGACGACGGGGAUCGAGGAGGGAAAGGAAAGAAGAAGAUGAAGCUGACCCGAGGAUCUAGAGCAUGUACUGUCUGCAGAAGGCUCAAGAUGAAAUGCGUCGAAGCCGACAUUGACAAUGGCGUCCGGUGUCUCCGAUGUCGCAAUGGGAACCUCGAGUGUGUUUUUGAAGAGUCGAUGCGUGGUAAGAGAAGCAGCAAGGGCAAGAAGAGCGAGAUUAUGGCAAAAAACCUGAAAGAUAUGGAGAACACGCUCGAUACCGUAUUGAGGUCGUUACAUAAUCCCAAGUUGAGCUUGGCUUCCGGGAUGACGAAUUUAUCGCCCUCGGCUUCAAGCGGGAUGUUGGACGGGUCACCAGGCCACGCAGGCAGUAAAACUCUGGAUAUAACUUCGCCUGGAAAAGAACUUAUGGGUGCGGACCAGCUCGACGCGCAUACUUCGUAUACAGACAUGUCGGUCAGUCAUCCUGCUCGACCGGGCAUCUCGCCUUUGGGUGGCGGUGGCGGGGGAGAGAGUUCGACAGGAUCGCCUAUGAUAGGCCGACCAGGAGUCGGAUUAUCCAGGAUGAACACCUCGACGUCCAAUGUCAACUCGGGUGAGAGCGGGAACGCUGUCGCUGGAUCUUCGAUUGGUGGAAGCAAGAUCGAACCCCCUUCGCCGAGACUGCAUUCGCUGCCGGACAAUACGCUCAACCCGCUUGGAUUGUUGGCUGAGGCGAGCUUGCAGAAUCGCAAACGCUCUUCGACAAAUGCCAAUACUUCCAACUCUGGCGUCGUUCAGACGAUUGAGAGCGGAUUGAAUGGCGCUGACGCAUUGAAGAGCAGGGUGGGAGGGAACAAGGUCAGAACGAGAGAGUCGAGCGUGGACGAAGCGGGGAACCCUAAGCGACUAGGAGUUGGGGACGCAUCGUACUUCAGGCCCGGACCAAUGAGCUCAUUGGGUCUGCGAAGGGUUAUUAUCGAGCGGGAACUCAAACCAGAGAUAUUCUCCUUCACCUCGGCGGCUCAGAUCAACGAGCUUUUCGACAUCUACUUCGACCAGCUGCAUCCAAACGUACCUGUGCUAAACAAGGAGCUACAUACGCCCGCGGGUGUGUGUGCUCGAUCGCCUUUCCUCCUUACAACGAUCUGCGCGAUCGCUUCCCGAUUCCACCCGAAACACUCGGGCCUCCGACCGAAACUCGCCGCUGUUGCGAAAAAGCUCAUGUUCGAAUCACCUGCGCGAGGUUACAAAUCGCUCGAGAUCGUGCAGGCGUACUUGCUGCUGGUCAACUGGACCCUGGGUCCCGAAGAACGAUGGGAGCAAGAUUUGUCGUAUCUGCUUCUAGGAAUGGCUAUCAGGAUCGGUACCGAUAUGAACCUCUACAAAAAGAAUGUGGUCAUGCCUCUCGAUACUGAGGAAGGGCGACUACGAGAUAUCGAAAUCGCCAAUCGCGAGAGGACCUGGCUGCUUUGUUUCAUCCAUGAUCGCUCACAAAGUGCUCAAAUGGGACGGCCCUAUUCGAUCAGAGAAGACAUGAUCGUGCGAGAAUCUCGUUAUCCCUCUUGGUUCACUCGCGCAUCGAGUCAACCGGAAGACGUCGUUCUAGCUGCCUAUGCCGACAUGCAAAGGAUCAUGUCGAGGGCGUUGGAUGCCUUGUAUUCGCAGCAGGUGACCAACUCGUCCGGGUUGGUACCGGGAGUCGAUUACCCUCUUGUCGUCAACGCCGUACUCGACCAACUCGAUGGAUGGCUUCGAGAGUGGCAAUUUCCGUUGGUGGAACCUACCAAUGACGAGAUCACUGUCAACAUGCAAAUUUUGUACCGGGCAAUGGCUGACUUUUAUCACCAAUACAAUUCGCUCGUAUUGUCAUCCUUUGCAUUGCAAUACGCGAUCGAGACAUCGCCUCUGGACUUGCCGAUCUGGUUCAGUAAGGUUCACACUGCUGCCAUGGGGGUUCUUACUGUAGUCAAGGUCGAGAUCGCGCCUCGAGGGUUGCUUCCUUCCUUUACUGAUGGCCAGCUGGUUAUGCUCUGUUAUGCUUGUCUCUCCUUGCUCAAACUUGUUCGACCAGAGUUCAAGCAAUUGAACCGCGAGCCGCAAACGAUACUGAACUUUCUGAACGAGGCAAUCGAUACACUGAACGCAGCUGCGAUCGACGAGGCGCAUUCCGUUGGAUUAUACGCGACCCUCCUGCGCAAUCUCGUUGGAAAUAAGCAGGAGGAACUGCGAACAGACUUCAACGCUGCCGAAAAAGAACGUCGGACAACUCGACAUUCGCGUAGUGCGACGACAUUGGCGACCGUCUGUAACGGUGCGCUCACGAUGCGAGGCAACGAAGACGAAGGUUUGUUGUGGAAUCCCUAUUCCGGUCUCGGGACACAAUCGCUACCACAGCCUGCUCAAAGCAUGCCGGGUCUCAGCGGUACACCCGUCAUUGUGCCUGACAAUGCUGACAACAUGAGCAACCCCCAAAGCGAAAUGCCCGGCUCCGCGAUCGGUGCCAUGAACGGUACCAUCUGGCCACAUGCCGCUGUGUCUUCCGCUCCUACACCCACGGCCGAAGUGCAUCACGAUCCAUCGAGUCAAAACGGCAUACAGGACACGACUAGCAUGUUCAUGGACGGUCUGGGUGCCGUGUCGUACGGACUGGAGGAUAUCAACUGGGAAAACAGUCUCCUGAUGCCAGGGUUUGGAGGCUUCGGUCAAUUGGAGCUCAGUGGAGGUUUCGUACAUACCCAAUUCGGUAGCGGAAUCAUAUCGCCUAACAUUGGAAUGACUCCAGCGCAUUCGCGACCAGCAUCGCCCCGUAUCAUGAUGCAACACCCAUACGGAAAUAUGGGCUAGGAAGAGAGAGAGAAACAACACCAGCACCAGGACCACAAUGGAUCAUCACCACACAGGAAAGAGAUC